Messenger RNA from Chrysoperla carnea, 605 nucleotides. RefSeq lists its product as uncharacterized. The coding region runs from base 12 to 488 and encodes 158 amino acids. NCBI's taxonomy places the organism in Eukaryota, Metazoa, Arthropoda, Insecta, Neuroptera, Chrysopidae. The record is from RefSeq and is a predicted model, not a curated record. The transcript has 5 exons.
GAAAACUGUUUAUGUUUUCAGACUUCUGCCAUCUCAUAAAUAAUGUUCGGAAUAGUGUUAUUCAACAUUCAUGGUUUCAGACUCCAUACGGCAUAGUCAAAAAACGUCACUGGGAAGAUGUGUUGAAUAUGGAGAAAUAUGACGCCCCUAAUUUGAAAAUAGCUCAUAAGCUGUCACUAACUCAUCUUAACCCAAUUGGUUAUCAGAAAAUGAAAGUUUCCUUAACAUUUGAAUACUUCUCGAGACCCGUUGCAGAUGCUAUGGAAAUGCUAUCGAAGAAAAAUAUUAGUUUGAGAGAUUCUAUGCCGUCACAGCGUUUCAUCCUGAUGAUUGAUGCUUUAAUCAGAGCUAUGAUGUCGAGAACCCCAUUGCAAGCUUUGAAAUAUUCACAAUCGGAAGUAUGCCCUGAAAGAGAGAACGUCAGUCGCCGUCACGCAGGUGAAAGCUGUUCAUCUGUUAUACUUCAUUUUCUCUCCAAUAUAAAAUGAAAUACAUGAUUAUUUUGAUCUUCUAGAAAUCAAUGCUGUGUAUUCAACUGACCUGGAGUUCCAGAAUUUCUCAUCAUUGUAUUAUUCAGUACAGUAUGUACCCAUUUCAGUCUCAAC